GAUAAGGUUACUUUGAACUCUAUAUUUCACGUUUCCUGACAUACCCCCCAAAGAACAGCAAUUAUGCUAGUGAGGCUGUAGGAGCGUUAAACAGUUCUUUCCCAGUUCUUUUGCUUUUUGCUGCCUUUCCAUGCGUUCCUGUCCUGUUUAGAGCUGGACCUUUUUACUUUUUAUUCGUAGUGUGCACAGUACUUAGGAUAUUAGGAAAAACAUGCUGAAGAUUCACUGUGAGGCAUGGCUAUUUUUGUUAGAAGCUGAUACUUUAGACUGAGCUUUAAGUGUUUGCCUCUGGAAGGCCUUAGGUUGCUCUGGGAGGGCAGGAGUCUGCAGAGGAAACAGAAAGUUCAGAGGGGCGCAAAAGAAGAAGGAACAGAAUUAGAAAAAGCAGGGGACCUCCCUCCUCCUCAUUCUGCAGCUCCUGCAAGAGCAAGCAACCCAGAAGUAUUAUCUAAGCUGCCACAGUAGAUCUUGACCUUUUUAACAGAGUAUCUCUUACCAUCAUCAUCAUGGCCGAGAUUACAGCAGAAGGACGUAUGUCUACAACCACGACAAUAAUAGAUGGUAAGAACGGAUCUGUUCCCUCACCAUCCAUGAAAGUGGGCAAGAAAUCAGUUACAGAAGACCUCGUGACAACGUUCAGCUCACCAGCAGCAUGGCUUCUUGUUGUUGCUCUGAUUGUAACCUGGUCAGCAGUAGCUAUUGUAAUGUUUGACUUGGUGGAUUACAAAGCCUUUGCAGCCACCUAUUCACAACAUUGCGAUGAUCCCUGUUUACCACCUGGAAGAUCUGUUAACAAGCUCAGCACAGAACCACUGAGAAUCAUUCAUGAGACAUUGGAAGAAUCCACUGAUUGGCUUUAUGGCUUUAUUUCUUUACUGUCUGACAUCGUAUGGAGUGAUGAUGAUGACAGUGAUGAAGGUGAAGUGGAACCUUCCCUGAAAAAAGAAAUUCAUAAAGACAAACUGGAAAGACAAGAAAAACCUGAAAAAAAGGAAAGACAUGCAGCUAUUCACAAAGAGAAACCUGAAAAGCCAGAAAAACAUGAAAAGAAAGCACCUCCUAAAGUAAUUCAAAAAGACAAACCUGAAAGACAUGAAAAAGCUGAAAAGAAACCUCCUCCCAAAGAGGAGAAGAAAGUAAAGAGCACUAAAGUGGAAGCAAAAGUUAAAAAGGAAGCGAAGGAUGGAAAAGGAGAAGCAAAGACGACUGAGAAGGUCAAGCAGACCGAGACUAAAACAACAGAAAUUGGGCUAAUAAAGGCCAAACCGAAAAUUAAAGAAGAGAAAGCUCUUCAGACUGUAACUAAAUCGGAAAAGAAAGAUCAAUAUGCAUUCUGUCGCUAUGUGAUUGACAUGUUUGCGCAAGGGGAUUUUUAUCCAGGACAUAACGAAAUGGUACCACCUCAUCUUCUUCUAGAACAUAGUCCAAGAAAGAAACCAGCAGCUAUUGAAGGCAAGUUUGAGUUUUUUCCUCCUUUAUUGGCUUCUACUCAUUAA
Aptenodytes forsteri (emperor penguin) is the source of this 1496-nucleotide messenger RNA. RefSeq names its product triadin. Gene Ontology annotation, molecular function: signaling receptor binding. Bases 507 to 1496 code for a protein of 329 amino acids. Lineage: Eukaryota; Metazoa; Chordata; Aves; Sphenisciformes; Spheniscidae. Gene Ontology annotation, cellular component: sarcoplasmic reticulum; membrane. The transcript has 12 exons. The record is from RefSeq and is a predicted model, not a curated record.